UCCAUGUCUGUUGAGCGGGACUAUAGAACUAAGUGCAGUAGAAUUGGAGCAAUUUAUUGUUGUCUGUGCGUAUAGGCCGCCUUUAAGUAAUUUUGAAAUAUUUGAAAGCAUAAUGGAAUCCGUCCUACUUAAAAUAUCACCUUCUAGUAAGAAAUUACUUAUAUGCGGCGACUAUAAUGUAAAUAUUUUGGAAAAUUCAACAGUAAGUUGUAGAUUGUUGAAUCUUUUCAAAUCAUGUAAUCUCAACCACAUGUUUAUGGAGCCUACUAGAGUGACUGCCACUAGUGCCACCUGUAUAGAUAAUAUUUUCACUGAUAUUUUUCCUACCGCUAAAAAUGUAAUCAGCAAGUUAGAAUCAGACCACUUAGGCCAAUUAAUGGUGUUUGAGGCUGUAAGGAAAAAUACCUUGCGAAAACAAAUAACUUUUGUACCAGUAACCUCUGACCGCGUGGAACGAAUGAAACAAAGUUUAAUUCAGGCGCUACCCUUUCUGUCUUCCAACAUGAGUCCUAAUGAUAUGUAUAAUUCAUUCUUUCACACUUUUAUGGAAAAUUAUAAUGCGAUAUUUACUACAAAAUCGGUCAUGGUUAGUGAUGCAUCAGUUUUUAGUGAGUGGGCUACUGCAGAGUUACAUCAACGAAGACGUGCAUUGUAUGCCUUGUAUGAGGAACGGCGGUUCAAUACGAGUGAUGAAUUUAAGGAAUAUGUUAAAAAAUAUUCGAAGAAGUUUAAAAUAGAUUGCCAUAUCGCUAAGCGUAAUUAUAUAAGUCAAACAAUAAAAACUAGCUCUGAUAUAAUUAAAACAACGUGGAAAGUAAUUAAUGUGGAGACUGGUAGAUCAAAGCAAAGGAUGAAAGAUCUUAAACUAAAAAUUGAUGACAAAAUCGUAGAUUCCAGUUUAGAUGUAGCAACAGAAUUUGAAAAAUUCUUCACCGAGGUACCAGCUUCCACAACUAAGAACUUAAAUUCAUCACCCUCGUCUGCCGUUACACUGUUAGAAGAGAAUGUCCCAGAAUGUAGGGGGAGUCCGGGAGAUAUGACCAGGUGGGAGAGUUGAACCACGACAAAUAUUUCAAUUCAAAUUUCGCGCCACCGACGCCGUUGACAGCUCAUGUCGUACUUUAACAGAAGGCGCAACUUUUGGCGACGCCAUAUUGGCCGCUAUUAGUCUGGUUUGGAAAUGACUGGAGUAAACGUGGUUUCGCUGUCGCGAAGUGAAAAAAAUUACAAUUUUAUAUUUUUACACUAUUUUGAAAAUUAAACAGGCCAAACGUCAAAGGAGGUAAGAGGAAGGUGUUGCAA
Messenger RNA from Cydia pomonella (codling moth), 1302 nucleotides. RefSeq lists its product as uncharacterized. NCBI's taxonomy places the organism in Eukaryota, Metazoa, Arthropoda, Insecta, Lepidoptera, Tortricidae. The transcript is spliced from 2 exons. The coding region runs from base 113 to 1057 and encodes 314 amino acids. The record is from RefSeq and is a predicted model, not a curated record.